This is a messenger RNA of Crotalus tigris (Tiger rattlesnake), 1455 nucleotides long. RefSeq names its product OX-2 membrane glycoprotein-like. NCBI's taxonomy places the organism in Eukaryota, Metazoa, Chordata, Lepidosauria, Squamata, Viperidae. The record is from RefSeq and is a predicted model, not a curated record. Gene Ontology annotation, molecular function: cell-cell adhesion mediator activity. The transcript is spliced from 5 exons. Bases 82 to 1008 code for a protein of 308 amino acids.
UUCAGUUCUCUUUAAUUGCUCUGUAAUAAGUUAAAAUUCUGAAUGUAACUUAUCAGUGUCUUAACAUCCCACAGAGUUGAAAUGAUCUCUGUAUUCCUUGUUAUCUGUGUCUUCUGGACUCAAUACUCUGUAGGUGACACAGAAGUGAUUCACAAGCCUUUCCAAGCUAUCACAACGGGAAAAAAUGUGACUCUGUUCUGUCAGUUGGCCAAAAAUCAUGAUAUUGUUCAAGUCACCUGGCAAAAAAACCAAACCAACAUAGCAACUUACAGCAAGGCUUCUGGUGCUACAGUGCUGAGUAACCAGAGCAAUAUCCAUCUUUCCCCGAGUAAUUUGACUUUUUCUGCCAUCACUUUCAAUGGGGUGACAUUCAAGGAUGAAGGCUGUUACAGCUGCAUCUUCAAUACAUUUCCCUUAGGACCUAUUUCAGGCAAGACAUGUCUCAAAGUCUAUGCUCUAACAGAACCUGAAAUAAAUGUAAGGCAAGUGACUAAUCCAGAUAAUAUGGAAGAAAUAAGAGAAAUAAACUGCUCAGUAACAGGAAGACCAGCUCCAGUAAUUACUUGGAAGAUGAAGAAAUCUCUUCAGAUAAAGCCAAAAUUAUAUAUGAUCCCGCACUCAAAUAAGACAGUAACUGUUAUCAGCACAUUUACUCAAGUUUUAUCCAAGACAGUCUCAGAAAAUUCAGUAAUCUGUGUUAUUCAACAUCCAUCUUUAAACACUUCACAAGAAUUGACAUUACAUGAAACUGUAAUCAAAAAAGCUCAAAACAAACCUCAAAUAAUUGUUAUUGCAGCUAUCUGUAUACUGGUUUCCCUAUUUCUCCUGGGGCUAUUUAUCUUUUUCAUAUACCGGCAUAGGAGACGAGCACUAGUAGAAAAAGAGCAAGAUCUUCCAUGCUGGGUUGUUCCACUUUGUUCUGGAAGAACAUUAUGUAGAAAAAAAGGCUACACAAAGAAAAGAGCCCCUGUGAAAUCUCUCACUGAAGUAAAGUUUCUGGACACAUGAAAUCUUUCUAUAUAAAAUGUGAUAAAAAUCAUGUGAUGGAAAGGCAUCAGCACAUAGUUCUGAGGCCUUGCUUGGGCACACAGAGGAAUAGGCAGCCAGAGGGCUACUUAGCACCUAAAGGCCCUCCCCUUGCCUUUUAAUUAAUUUUUAGCAUUCCUUGUCUCUUUUAAAUUUUAUAUAUAAUUUUAUGCUUUUAAUAUUAUAUUUAUAUACUGCCUAGACUCCUUCUGUGAGAGAGAUGGGUGAUUCCUAAAUAUGCUAAAUAAAUAAAAAUAAUUAUAGUUUCCCUAUGAAUACUCCUUAUUCUGGAUUUUUUUUUCAGACUUGGCAUUGCCUAUGUGUUUACAAUUAAUGUUUACGUGCCGUAUUCUAUGUAAGGUGUACUGAGCACCAGAAAUUAAGCUAAAUAAUGUAGUAAUAUUCAAUAAAAUAUUUAUUUGCAAAUGA